This is a messenger RNA of Xenopus laevis (African clawed frog), 2607 nucleotides long. Its product is annotated as vomeronasal type-2 receptor 26-like. The coding region runs from base 166 to 1083 and encodes 305 amino acids. The record is from RefSeq and is a predicted model, not a curated record. NCBI's taxonomy places the organism in Eukaryota, Metazoa, Chordata, Amphibia, Anura, Pipidae. The transcript has 2 exons.
AUGGUUUAACCAUUCUUAGCCCACAGGCUAAAUAAUCUUUAUAUCUGCCACAUGUAGAUUCCUAAAUCUCAAUGCAAUGAACCCUGUUCCCCAGGAUACAGGAAAUCUAAAAUAGAAGGAAAACCAUCUUGUUGUUAUGAUUGUAUCAAGUGUGCAGAUGGAGAAAUGUCCAACACAACAGAUGCAGCAAAUUGUGUGAGAUGUACUGAGUAUCAGAAGUCUAAUACAGAGAGAACUGAAUGUCUCCUUAAAGCUAUAAACUUCCUUUCCUAUACAGACACAAUGGGAGGCAGUUUUACUUCCAUUGCCUUGAUCUUGUUCAUCACAGCUUCCACAGUUUUGGGAAUCUUUGUGAAAUAUUGGGGCACUCCGAUAGUGAAAGCUAAUAACCAACAUCUCAGUUGUAUCCUCCUCAUCUCUCUCAUGUUGUGUUUCCUCUGCACUUUAUUAUUCAUUGGACGCCCAACACAAAUAUGUUGUCUACUCCGACAAGUAACAUUUGGAAUUGUAUUUACUAUUUCUGUUUCUUCUAUACUGACUAAAACUCUCACAGUUAUUAUUGCCUUCAAUGCCACUAAGCCUGGGAGCAAGCUGAAGAAGUAUGUAGGAACCACAGUGCCCAUUGUGUUAGUUAUAAUAUGCACUCUGGGUUCAUCUGUAAUCUCUGCUGUAUGGAUGGCUUCUCACCCACCCUUUUUUGAGGCUGAUACAUUUUCAGAAAUGGACACAGUUAUUUUAAUGUGUAAUGAAGGAUCUGUAUCCCUUUUCUUUUGUGUUAUUGGAUAUAAAGGAACCUUGGCCCUACUAAGUUUCAUUGCUGCAUUUCUAGCCAAGGAUUUCCCUGACAGAUUUAAUGAGGCUAAAAACAUCACAUUCAGUAUGUUGGUGUUCUGUAGUGUGUGGGUGACAUUUGUCCCUGCAUACCUGAGCAGUAAGGGGAGUAGAAUGGUGGCAGUUGAGAUAUUUGCCAUCUUAUCCUCUAGUGCUGGAUUAUUGGGCUGUAUAUUUGUCCCUAAAUGUUAUAUUAUUUUUCUUCAACCUGAAUUAAACACGAGAACAUUUAAGAUAAAUCCUUUUGCUUGAUAUAUUGAUCUCCUUCAGAAAGCACAAUAGUCAUUCUUUUGCAGGUACCAUAGAUAUAGCAGAAAUAGUAAAACAAUGGGAUAUAUUCUAUAUUUGAUAGACAAGAAUGUGCCUAUAUAGAUGAAGCAAAGUUUUGACACAGCAACCUUUUGUUCACGGAUACUGCAAAUUUCUGCAGUGGGGAAAGUGCCCCUUCUUUAUUGGUUUAUAUCAUCACCAACAUUUGGGGGGUACAACAUCCCUUCAUCGUGUGUGUGCAGAACCGUGAACAAAAAGUUUCUGUUGCUAAGGGACCGUGCCGGGUCAACUGAGAACCAGCACCACUACUGCAAAGUGAGUAGUUUCCAGGUGUGCAGUGUAUUUAUUGGAUAACUGUUGAUUUUCGGCAAAGUAUUGACACCACACAUUGCAUACUGUGAACUAAAAUUAAAUUUCAAUAAAAGUGUCAUGUUAAUGAGUAGGGGAUAUAAGGAGUUAACAAUUCCCACAAUGGGGAACUGUACCUGUACCCUGGGGGAGGGAUGUGUUCCCUUGUGGGGUUAUUUAUCAAAAAUUCAAAUAUCAAAUUUGUGAAGUUUUAGAUGUUCAUUUCUACUUUGAAUGAAUAAUUUUUUAAAAACACUAGUAUGUUUGCUUAUUUAUUAAAAAAAUCUGAAUAUAAAAAAAUCAGUUACAUACAAUUAUGGAAAAACACUUGAUUAGCUUGAAUUUGUGAGUUUAAUAACUCCAAAAACUCAAAUAUGUGAGUUUACACGCUUCAAGAAACCUUGAAUUUAAAAAAAAAAAAAGGGCUAGAAUUUUGCCUAGGACAACUCCCACUGACUUCUAUGUGAACUUGCAAGCUUGUAGAUCCCGAAGUUUUAUAUUUAUAAUUUUUUAAAGUCUUUUGAAAAUAUAGUUUGCGUUUUUUUGUGCAAAACAAUUUGAAUUGUGGAAAAAAAUUGGAAUUUGAACCUUGAUAAAUCACCCCUGAAAGAACUUGGGUAAAAUGACAGGUAUCUCUUGUUAAAGAGCACUUCAAGUAUGCUAGAUAGUCAAUGUGAGGUAGUCAAAGUAGCUUUGUGCUCCACCAAGGAUUGUAGUGUGGGGUAAUUCCCUAGGCAAUGCCAGACUGUGGGGACUCUAUUUGCUAGGGAUCAGUGAAAUAGAGUAAAUUUGGUGAUAUUUUGCUGGGGGCAGACUCCUAUAGUGUAUGUAUUAUAAAAUAUGAAUUUGUUGUUAUUCUUCUAUCUGUUAUCUGUGGAGGUUAGUGUAAAGUUGUCUACAUGUUUAUAUUUAACCUUUGACCUAGGCACAUUCAUAGGUAUGCCUAUAGAGUAGUUUGAACUACAUUAUAUGGAAUUGUUCAAAUCAGAAUAUUACCAUAUUAACAUGUAUACAGUGAGUUUUAGAAAACAGUCAUUUGUAAUUGUUGGAAUAGUAUAAAUAUAUGUCUUAAUGAUUUGCUCAGGAUCAGUAAUCUCUUUGUAUUGCUGGUCUACACAAUUGUUUGUAAUAAAUCUUAAUAAAAACUAUUGGAAUUUU